AUGCCUGGGAUAGACAAACUGCCUAUCGAAGAGGCGCUAGAGGACAGUCCUCAGACACGAUCUUUGCUGGGUGUAUUUGAAGAAGAUGCUGCUGCAAUUUCCAGAUAUAUCAACCAGCUGUAUAAAGCUAUGCACCGAAUUUAUGAUGCACAGAAUGAACUCAGUGCAGCAACACAUUUGACUUCAAAGCUUCUAAAAGAAUAUGAGAAGCAGCGCUUUCCUUUGGGUGGUGAUGAUGAAGUUAUGAAUUCUACUCUUCAGCAGUUUGCCAAAGUGAUAGAUGAGCUCAGUUCUUGUCAUGCGGUACUAUCAACUCAAUUAGCAGAUGCCAUGAUGUUUCCCAUCACACAGUUCAAAGAAAGAGAUCUAAAAGAAAUUCUGACUUUAAAAGAGGUUUUUCAGAUCUCCAGCAAUGAUCAUGAUGCUGCGAUUGCCAGAUAUAGUCGACUGUCAAAAAAAAGAGAAAAUGAGAAGGUCAAAUAUGAAGCUACAGAAGAUGUAUAUACUUCUCGGAAGAAACAACAUCAGACUAUGAUGCAUUACUUCUGUGCAUUAAAUACACUGCAGUAUAAGAAGAAAAUUGCUAUGUUGGAACCCUUACUAGGCUAUAUGCAGGCUCAGAUAAACUUCUUUAAAAUGGGCUCAGAAAACCUUUCUGAACAGCUGGAAGAAUUUUUAACAAAUAUUGGGACAAGCGUGCAGGACGUUCGCAGGGAAAUGGAACGUGAAGUGGAGACAAUGCAACAGACUAUAGAAGAUUUGGAAAUAGCCAGUGAUCCGCUUUAUUUACCAGAUCCUGAUACUACAAAAUUUUUGGUUCAAAGAAACCUUACUCGCAAGGCUGGUUAUCUAAAUGCAAGAAACAAAACAGGGCUGGUGUCUUCCAGUUGGGACAGACAGUUUUACUUCACACAGGGUGGAAACCUAAUGAGCCAAGGAAGAGGUGAAGUAGCUGGAGGACUUGUAAUGGAUAUAGACAAUUGUUCGGUAAUGGCUGUGGAUUGUGAAGACAGAAGAUACUGCUUUCAAAUAACAUCUUUUGAUGGCAAAAAGUCUUCAAUUUUGCAAGCUGAGAGCAAAAAAGAUUAUGAAGAAUGGAUAUGUACAAUAAACAAUAUCUCGAAACAGAUUUACCUUAGCGAAAACCCAGAGGAAAUUGCUGCCCGUGUAAAUCAGUCAGCUUUAGAGGCUGUCACUCCCUCACCUUCCUUCCAGCAGAGACAUGAAAGCAUGAGGCCAAUUAUACAGCCUCGGCCUCCCACAAAUCGUACAAGUAGCACUGGAUCUUUGGGAUCUGAUUCGGCAUCACUAUCCGCACUUUCCUUGGACUCGAUUGUUGCACCUGACACACCUAUACAAUUUGAUAUCAUUUCUCCAGUAAGUGAAGACCAGCCUGGUCAAAUAAAAACUCCAGGCCAAUCAGGCAGACGUACAAAUCCUUUUGGAGAGUCUGGUGGAACCAAAUCAGAAACAGAAGAUUCUAUCCUUCAUCAGUUAUUUAUUAUAAGAUUCCUUGGAUCUAUGGAAGUGAAAUCAGAUGAAAGUCCUGAUGUUGUUUAUGAAACAAUGCGUCAAAUAUUAGCAGCUCGAGCUAUACAUAACAUUUUCAGAAUGACAGAAUCACAUUUGUUAGUUACCUGCGAUUGUUUAAAGUUAAUUGAUCCACAAACACAAGUUACAAGACUCCGGUUUCCUUUGCCAAAUAUAGUUCUGUAUGCCACACACCAGGAGAACAAGCGUCUUUUUGGAUUUGUGCUUCAUACUUCAACAGGAAGAGCAGAUGGCAGACCAACUUCAGUUUGCUACAUAUUUGAAUCAAAUAAUGAAGGGGAAAAGAUUUGUGAUUCCGUGGGACUUGCAAAACAGAUUGCAUUACAUGCUGAAUUGGAUCGAAGAUCAUCAGAAAAGCAGAAAGAAAUAGAAAGAGAAAAGGAAAAACAGCAAAAAGAGCUCAAUAAACAAAAACAAAUUGAAAAGGAUUUAGAAGAGCAAAGUCGAUUAAUUGCUGCUUCUAGUCGAUCGAUCCAGAGUGUUGGUGAAGGACAGUUUAUAGUUCUUAGCAAUAGCCCAUCAGAAGACAGUGAUUUGGGUGAAGAAGGAAAGAAGAAGCAAGAAUCUGAUGCAUGAAGCAACUUCAGUGCAAGGCUUUAAACCUCUUGCCUGAAAUGAUAAAUUGUAUCAUUUAAAAUUUACAAAACAAAUCAUGUAAAUUUGUUAUAUUAGAUACAACUUGGUAUUCUCACUCAUUAAGGUUGAUUUUUUUUAAAUGGCUCAGUGUAAAUAUGGAUUUUUGUUCUCAUCAUAACCAAAUGUAGUGAAAUGUUCAUGACUGUAGCAGAUUUGGAUAUUAUAGAACUUAUUCUAUUUCAAUUACCUAGCUGUUCUGGUGACUUAGAAAGUAAUUUGUGUAACUUAAGAAGUUGGUAGAAAAUCUUUUAUCUUCAGUUUCUUUUCUCUGUUUUCAGAGAAGUUGUUUUAGUCUCCUGCUUAAAAUAAAGAGUCUUGUUCUACUUUUAAAUACUAACAUUUGAUCUGAUAAAAAUUGAAUCAUUUUAGUCUUCAAAGUAUCCUAAGCCUCUGAACAAAAAGCCAAUUUUGAUUCCUAAAAAUGGCGGGGUCAAUAAUGGCAGCAGCCUCAUAACUUUUAAUUAAUGCUUUUGCUGAGAAAGUGUUGGGUCUAGAGUGUAUGAGUUUUUUAAGAUGAAAUAUGAGAAUUAUCAUUUUUACUUGAAAUUGUACUGGCUAGAAGUGAUCUUGGCUUCUCCUCUAUAUACAUAAAGCACUUUGUGGAGGGUGGCAAAGACAUUCAACCAAACACUGGAAAGUACUUUGGAGUGUCAAUGCACUGUGUAAAUUUGUAACAUUAUACAAAUUGACUUUUAACUGUCUAGAUGAGAAUAAUGUGCAUACACUUCUAACAGAAUUGCUAUGAUUAUUGGAAUCAGGUUUGUAAGUGUCUUUUCAUUAGCAAAAGUUUGAGAUUUAUGUUGGUGAUAGAAUUAGUUGCAUGGAAAAAUUGUCAGAUAAUUUUUCUAACACCUGUUGUCAUAUUUAACCUAAAUCUACAUGUAAUAGAAAUACAUACAAAUUGCACAUAUUUGCUAAAUCUGAGAAAAAUCAGGCAGGUAAUUGUAAUUCUGCUUCAGCUUAUUAAUUUGUGACAAAUAUAAUAUACAAAGCAUGAAGUGAUUUUUCAUUCCAGUACAAGCGUACUGUAAAUACAAAAGACCUGUAGGUUUGUCCUCUUUUAUAUUGCAAUCUGCAAGCAGAAAUUGUACAGAAAUUGAAGGCUGAUCAGAGACUAUGGAGGAAAAACUUUGAAGGCCAAUUAACCUGGGCUGGAAAAUCUUUUGAGAUCAAGUAGGGAUGUUUGUCCUUCGUUCCUAACUGCAAGGGCGUAAAGACACAUGGAGACCCAAGAAAUAGAGGAGGUGCGAUUGCUCGUUGAGCCGUCUCCUUCUAGUUUUUGAAAACUUCCCUUAAUGUUUCAACUUGAGUAUAAAAUUGUAGAUAAUGAAAAUCAUAUAUUCAAUUUAUUCUAUUUUGUGCCACCUCACUCAAAUUGACAAUAUCUGUUGUAAUUGUUUAUCCAGUUUAUAGCUGUUAAGCCACAUAAUACUAUAAAAUCAUACAUUUAAAUUUAAAGUAAAUCACCAGUUCAUUUUAACCAAUAUUUGUUAAUGCUUCAGACUAAUCUUCAGCUGACCUCUAUGUAUAUGUAUGUGUGUGUAUAUAUAUAUGUGUGUGUGUAUGUGUGUAUAUAUAUAUAUGUAUAUGUAUAUAUGUAUAUGUGUAUAUAUAUAUGUGUAUAUAUAUGUAUAUGUAUAUAUAUACAUGUGUAUAUUAUAUAUAUAUACACACACAUGUGUGUGUGUGUGUAUGUGUAUGUGUGUGUGUAUACACACACACACACAUAUAUUCUCUGUAAAGAUGUAUUAUAAUGUGAAUAAUACCAAAUGAACUUUAUUAUAAUAAACAGUUCACAGGCUACUGUCCUCGAAUGUACCCAUCUGCAGUUACUUACAAAAUCCAACUUGUAUGGAUUGUGUUCAGUAGCUCUAUUUCCCACAUUAGAUUUUCUAGUGGGAAUGUUCUGAGUAGGAAAAAAGUAUGAUUUGGCUGUCUGAUUGGUUUACUGCUUGGAGCCAGCAGAUAGACCUUGGAGUCAGCAUUUCUGUUCUCAUUCUUCUGAGGGUAAACUCCACUGACCUGAGUGGGACUUGCUUUUGCAUACACAAUUAUACGGUUAUGCAGUCAAGGACAAAUUAACUUGGCAGUUGUGUACUGUUGCUGGACAAGUGUACCUUCUAAGUUGCCUUCUGUAUUAAAUCAUAUUUCUAAGGACAACAUUCAAAUUAAGAUUACUAUAUUUCUUUGAAUAAAAUAUUCAUCCCUGAUGAACUGUAGAAACACAUUUUGCAUGUAUUGUAAGCCAGAGGCAUUCAACUAAUUUUAUAGGAUUGAUUUAAAAAAAACAAAACAGGGUUGCUAUUUGUUUUGUUUUCAUCUGUAACUGAAAUCACUUUCUUUCUACAGAUACAUGGGCUAAUUAAGCACACUUCUGCUUGAACAAGACUUUUGCCUCCCCUGUAGCAUAAGGUCCUUCACACUCCUGGGGAAAGCAAAUUGCAUGGAGGGACAGGCUUUCUAAUUGAUGCAGGAACACUGUCAGGCAGUCAGAGAUCAUGACAUAGUAUAGGACUAAUCAACCAUCAGGGAUCUGAGAAAACAAUGUUCCAUAAAGAAAUCUGUAAAGAAGCCAAGAGAUUUGUACACUAAAUUUGGGGUGGCCUUUAUAAUACAGUGAAUUAAUCAGAAAGUAAUGAUUUAGUCUUGUAUCAGUGACUGUGAUUUUUAAAUUGAAAGUCUAAUUAAAACUUAAUUUCUCAUAAUUGUAUUAAUAUUUAGUGAUUGUCUGCUCGAUAUUGUCAAUUGCAGUAUGAAAUCUUGAUACUAAUAAACCAAUUUGAGAAAUAUUUCAGUAAAAUCCAGUCAAUUUUAGAGGAUGCUUUUCUACAAUAUGUAAAUAUUUUAUCAGCAUUUGUUCUUCAAAGCACAUCAUAUAUUGGACACUUUCAAAAUACCUUUGUGAAAUGCAUUUUAAAUAUGUCAGUAAUGGAAGAAUAUCCAUAUAACAGAGAUUCAUUUAUUGUACUUAAUAAAGCAAAACUAACA
Molecule: messenger RNA, 5175 nt
Organism: Crotalus tigris (Tiger rattlesnake)
Lineage: Eukaryota; Metazoa; Chordata; Lepidosauria; Squamata; Viperidae
Gene: APPL1
Product: adaptor protein, phosphotyrosine interacting with PH domain and leucine zipper 1
Exons: 22
Coding region: 1-2127 (708 amino acids)
Biological process (GO): signaling
Cellular component (GO): endosome membrane; cytoplasm
Molecular function (GO): identical protein binding
Source: RefSeq, a predicted model, not a curated record